CCUUUAGCUAGUGACAUUUUUUUGUGUUGUUCCGUGUACACAACUUUAACAUGUAAAACUUAGUUUAAUGUAAGUGAAAUUCGAUGGAAAUUCCGCAAUUCCCCGUGUGUUUAACCCCCCUGUGGGUCUCCGUCCUGCUCCCUCGUGUGUUUGUUUUGGCCGCGGCAUCGCUUCCAUGUACACAAUCGACAUGGCGGUGGGGUUCAUUGUGAUUUCCUCGGCAGUAAAUCCGGGUGCCCCGUGGAGUAACCCCCUUGUCUUUUCCAGUUUGUGAAUAUGGAGGAAAUCGGCCAGGCCCUCGACCCCGACGACUUGAUGGACCUCGACGAGGGCUCAGACCUCGACGAAGAAGAGGACGAGUUGGACGAUCCCCUGCCCUCGCCCUUUCAAUUCCCCUCGUCCGGGGCAACUUCGGCCGCUUCGUCGCCCCCUAAUGACGACUUUCCGCUGCCUUUUGGCUUCUCGGGCAAACCCCUGAGCGUGAAAAGGGGGCGCGGCCGUCCCCGGCGCGAAGGUGACCGCCACGACCCCGAGACACUAUCGCUAUUAACGGGGCUGUUGACAGGUAAGCCGGCGCAGAGACGGCCGCCGAAAAUCAAGAAGUUAAAGGGCUGUGCCCCGCGACGAAAAUUCAAACCGUUUGAAUUCGAUAUCAAUUCUAUCACGCCGUCGCCAAGCGAUGAAAUGUCGCUAGACCCCGAGACAGGGGCUCUGAUUUUCGAGAAAGAAAAACCGGCGCCGGUUUUUGAAGAAUUGCCAUAUUUUCCGGAGCAAUGGCCGGGAAAAGUGUGCGCGUUUUGUAAUCUGGGCGAGAGGAGUCAGCUAGGGCAGGGAGAGAUGAUGAGGUUGUUGUGUCCGGAAGGGUUCACGCCACAGAGGGUGGCGCAGGACCAAGGGGAUAGUGGGAGUAGUAACUUACCAACUCCUGAGAGAGAAACGGGAGAUAAGAGUCCCAGAGGACCUGUCACUUGUCGCAGACAGAAAAGUUUCAACAAGUGUAGACAUCCAUCAUUGACGAGCGAAUACGUCGAUGAAUUAACCAUCAUCGGUUACACGGAAGAGCCCCACGUUUCCACGUUGUUUGACUCAAGCGGAUAUUUUUACACUCACAGGAGUUGUGCUCUGUGGUCUCACGGUGUUACCAAAAAUGAAAAUUCAGCGCUCGAAAAUGUGGGCCCAGCCGUCUUACAAAGUUCUUCCAGGAAGUGUUCAUUUUGUAAUCACAAUGGAGCGAGUAUUUUAUGUAAAGUUGAAGGAUGUACAAAAGUUUAUCAUUUUCCAUGUGCAACUGCUUCUGGUGCCUUCCAAGUCUUAAAUUUGCUUGCAUUGUUUUGCAGCAAUCAUAUCGGACAAGCUUCACUGGAAUGUGAAAAUUCUGUGUGCUUUAGCUGCAAAUCUUUAGGCGAUAUUGCCAACCUAAUGUUUUGUUCGUCUUGUGGAGAACAUUAUCAUGGCAUCUGUGUUGGACUGGCCCAAUUACCAGGUGUUCGCGCUGGAUGGCAAUGCCGUAAAUGCCGCAUCUGCCAAGUUUGCCAUAUGACUGGCGACGAAACCAAAUUAAUGACAUGCGAACAAUGUGAUAAAAUCUACCAUUCGACAUGUCAAAGGCCCAUCGUAACAUCUAUACCGAAAUACGGCUGGAAAUGCAGAUGUUGCAGAGUUUGCGGCGAUUGCGGUUCGCGUACGCCCGGAGCCGGUCUUUCUUCCCGUUGGCACGCUCACUACACCGUUUGUGAUUCUUGUUACCAGCAACGCAAUAAGGGCUUUUCAUGCCCUUUGUGUCAUCGAGCCUAUCGAGCACAUGCACACAGAGAAAUGGUGCAGUGCACUUUGUGUCGCAAAUUCGUUCAUGGUACGUGCGAUCCGGAAGCCGAUCUUGUUACAUAUCAUCAAAGGAAAGAGGCACAUCCCGAAUACGAAUACGUCUGUUUGAUGUGCAAGAAUUUAACACAACCGGCGACCCUACUGGCGAAACGCAACAGUAUAGACGACCCCACCGACUGCAUCGCCCCUCUUCCCGAAUCUCCCUUCGACGAAAAUGUCGAAUUCGACAACCCCUUCCCGGUGGACGUCAUCCGCAAUAUGGGCUUGGGCAAAGGCAAACCCUACAGCGCCAGUAAAAUAGCAAAAAAACGCCUCGGCCUUGGCUCAACGCGCCCCAAAGGCGUAGGUAAAAGCAUUCCCGGGAAAGUCGGUUUUAUGAAACGCCAACGCUUGACCGAUUUCGGUCGUAAACGCGGCGCUAAAUCAAAAAUGCGUGGCGUUUUCGGCGUCCCUGGCGUCGGUCUUCAACGUCCAGUUUCCGAUGGAAAAAACGACGAAGAACCGGGUGUUGAAAAUCGUCUAGUGCUGUGUUCUGCCAAAGACAAGUUUGUUUUGACACAGGACAUUUGCGUGAUGUGUGGGGCUUUAGGUACGGAUCAUGAGGGUUGUCUUAUAUCUUGCGUUCAAUGCGGACAGUGUUACCACCCGUAUUGUGUUAAUGUGAAAAUCACCAAAGUGGUAUUGCAGAAAGGGUGGCGGUGUUUAGAUUGUACGGUGUGUGAAGGGUGUGGGCAAAGGAACGACGAAGCGAGAUUGAUACUGUGUGAUGAUUGUGAUAUCUCUUAUCAUAUCUAUUGCAUGGAUCCACCAUUGGAUUAUGUACCGCAUGGGAAUUGGAAAUGCAAAUGGUGUGCAAUUUGUCAGAGUUGUGGCGCCACCGAUCCUGGAUUUAAUUGUUCUUGGAUGAACAGUUGCAGCGAGUGUGGACCGUGCGCAUCACAUGUGAAUUGUCCCAGUUGUUCGGAGCCGUAUUCUGAAGGCGAUUUGAUUAUACAGUGUGUACAAUGCGAGAGAUGGUUACAUGGGGCUUGUGAUUCGAUUAAAACUGAAGAAGAUGCGGAAAAAUGUGCCGAAGAGGGGUAUAAUUGUCUUUUGUGUCGUCCGAGAGAUGUACCACCGCCUCAUUUAGUACCAACUGGAACCUCACUCAAACCACCUACACCGACGAAAAGUCCCGAAGCCAAAUCCAAUAAUAAUUAUUACGUCGAUGGGGUUUAUUUAAGCGAAUCCGGUUUUAGUUUAAUAAAAUCACUCUCAUUGGAACAACAUGGAACGAGGAAAAAACGAAAGAAAAUCGCAACGGUUCAAGACAAGGAGGCUGGUAUUAUGGCAACGAUCGAGUCAGUAGUUGCAGGUGGCAGCACUGAUAAUUUCCCUGAAGACAGUGCUAAAUUAGAAUUGGUCGAUGUUAAAGACGAACCUCAAGAAAUAUUCAAAGAAGGAAUGAUGUGGGGGAAAGAUGACGGUCCACCACCUGAAGGUUUUACACUUUUUACUAUGGAAAAUGGCGUUAGUGUCUUACGACGAAAAAGGCAAAGAAAUUUACAAAAAUUGGGUAUUGGUGGGUUCUUGGUACGUAUGCGUGGGAUCCGUUCAGGUCAAGAUAACGACGAUAUCGAUGUACUUCCGGGUCAAUCGAACCCUUCUGGGUCCGAUCUUCCCAUGAAUAUACCAGUCGAUGUUGAGAAACCGAGACGCAAACCCGUACGAAGGAAACCUAAGAGUAAACUAGCGGAAACGUUUCCGCCCUAUUUACAGGAGGCUUUUUUCGGAAAAGAAUUGCUAGAUUCAACCAAAGAACUCGAUAGCUCUAGUAGUGACGAAGAAAAGAACGGUUCGGAUGUAGAUAAGACAAUACAGUUGACUCAGGAUGAAAUUAAAGCAGUUGCUGCUGUCACUCCGAAGAAUGAUAGAGUGGAGGCAAAGAAUGUUGUCGAGAAGAAAGUCGUACCAAAGGAAGAAGAAGAGGAAAAUACGGAAGAUUUGAAGGAUGUGUUGACGAUUCCGGGUGAUUUACUAGAUCCUGAUAUUGUUAACACAAUUAUGAAUGAAGGUGAUGGGGAAUUUAAUAAAAAUGGGGAAUCAUUAGAUGUUCUCACAGCUACAAAUUUACCGGACGAGUCUGAUAUUACUAACACCUUAACUAGCGCAAGUACUUCAAAAGAUACCAAAGAUGAAUUGAGCGAUAUUUUAGGGCCCAAUUUUACUCUCGAGUCGAUGCCCAAUAUCAACGGUAAAGAUGUUGAGGACAUAUUUAAGGGUGUUUUAACCGACGAUUCGCAAGAAUCUCAAGAAAGCAACGUUUUUCCAAUUCAAAAUAAUAACGCGUUUAACGCUACCACUUCUCAAACCAUCGCUCAACAUCCCGUCAAUGCUCCUCCGGUACGACCGUCAGCACUGCCAACCGUAAAUCAAAGCAAUAUGAAUUCGCCGCUUAAUUUCCCGCCACGGUCGCCCUACCAAUCCGAAUAUAGCAAUAGUCCGCAGUUUAGUCCGGCAUUUUCUGAACCGCCCAGUCCGUGGGUGGCUGUGAACGACGGUGGUGAUUUAGAUGCACCAUCUGCCGCUGCACAAUCGACAUAUAAUCAAAGGUCGUCAGAAAAAAUGAAAGCCGACGAAGGUUUAGGUAACGGAGCGACUAUUUCGGCCGUUUUAUACGCAAAUAUUAAUCAUUCCGAAUGGAAAACGGAAUUUCCAAAUUGGAGCGAUCGAUAUAAACAGAUUUUGAAAAAGUGGCGAACGUUGACUCCUGACCAGAAGGCCCCAUAUUUACAACAAGCGAGGGACAACAGGUCGGCGUUGAGAAUGAAAAAACAACAACAGUCACAGAUGAGCAAGGAUGCUUCGGUGCCGCCGUCGACUCCGACGUCGAAAGCGCCAUCGGUGCCGCCGCCUCCUGCAGCUGCCCCCGUCGUUGCCACCACCAACACAAUGAUAUCCUCAACCCAGGUCCCCGCAAUCGUCUCUCCAUCAGUGUCAGAGGACCAAGAAAAAGUUGCCUUGCAACACAAAUCUGCUCGCGAAGCUGAACAAGAACGGCAAUGGAAACAACUACAAGCCUUGAGACAACAACAAGCUCAACAACAACAAAACGUGAUCCACGAACAACGCGUCCAAUCAAUAGCACGAGUGCAGCGUCAGAUAUCCGACCCGUCGCCGUUCCCUCAAGAUCAACCGACUCCCGAACUUAGCCCUGUGACCUCUCCAUCGCCCAACCCUCGUCAACUCCUCACCAUGGGUAUAAAAUCGCCGACUUUUGCCCACCCCGUACAAACACCAAUGCGACCACCUCCACCCACACCUCCAACACCUCUGGAAUUUACACCAGAAACUGAUCCUUAUGCUAAACCACCUUCCACACCUAAAUUACCACAGCCUACUUUCCAAACUCGUUUACCGGUCGAUCCCUAUGCCGUGCAACCUUCAACACCUCGACCUCAGUUCCAAAUACGUCCGAAUUUGCAGGCUUUGAAUGCGGCAAAUGUUAGAAACGAAUCGCCAGAAUUGAGUCGACAAUUGAGGGAUUUGUUGCAACGGCAACAGUUUAAGAAAUUGGAUGAUCAGAUUUUGGCUGGAAAAGGGCAACAAAGGGUUUGGCCGCCGGUUGAACCGAAUCAAGAGGAGGCCACGCCGGUGGUUACAUCAGCUGGAGAUGCAACAUUUAGGCAGCCAUUGCCGCCAAGUAUUGCCAGGCCAAGGUUGCCCUUACCGACGGGAGGAAUUAGACAGCCGGGACCGCAUUUGGGAUUAAGGAUGCAGUUGGAUCCGAGGAUUCAGGGAUUAGAUCCGAGGAUGAGAUUGCUGAUUCAACAACAGAGAUUGAUACAACAGAAUGCCGCUCCAGGUCAACAACCGCAACAACAAAUGUUUUCAGGUGGUACUGUCAGAUUUGCACCAGGGAUUGUCAGACCGACGAGUGUCGAACAAUAUGAGUUGUUGCAGCGACAACAACAACAAGCUACUUUCCAACCUAGAGCCACAGAACCUCAAAUGGCACCACGUUUGCCAAUCAGUCAAGUGACUAAUAUACAAAGACCAUCGAUAAGUCAAACUCCUACAGUACCAUCAAGUGGUACAUCCAAUGAAAAUCAAUCAAACGAUCAGGAAAUUCCUGAUAAUGUCACAGCAGAAUUGGAGAAACUCGAACAAGAAAAUGGGACGAUGCCAGACUUGCCAGGAGUCGACAUACUUGGAGGAUUAGAUGACGAUGACGAAUUAUUAGCUGAAAUGGGGGCCGACUUUAACAUUCUCGAAUACGCUGAUCCGGAAGCACUUCCAGGCGAAAAAACUAACAUUCUAGAUUUGGAACUCGAAGAAGAACCUAUCAAAAACGACAAAAAAGUCAAAGUCGAGUUACCCAAAGUAUCAACCGGAAAACCGACUCCUCCUACCCAAAUCAAAAAAGAUGUAACACCUCCUGUGUCAUCGGUUAUUACCCCGUCAUCUGCUUUACCGAAUACCAACGUCCAUCCUCCACCUUUGGCUAUAUCUCAAGCUCAAACCGGUCAUCCAUUACCAACCGCAAUCACCUCUCACCUCACCCCUCAACAAAUUCACCAACAAAUGGUACAUCAAGUACAACAAGCUGCCGCUCUCGGCAAGCCUAUGCCUCUUGGUGCGAAAUUACAAAGUCCCGAUGGGAUUAUCGGAAUCGUAACGGUGAAUAAUACGGUGCAGUUGCAAAUACCGCAGGGGUACCAACAGAGAUUAUUGGUCUCACAACUUCAAAACCAACAAAAACUGCAAAUGCGGUUGGGUCAAAACGUGCCACGAAUGAUGUCGGUGGCUCCAGCUUUGCAUACGAAUCCAGUAGGUUUAAAUCCAGGACCGAGGAUGAGUGUGGCGGCACCUCCACCACCUCCAUAUCCUGGUCCACCACCACCGUAUCCCGGAACCGCGCUACCACAACAACAGGAACAACCGUUACUGUUAGAAGAUUUGCUAGAGCAAGAAAAACGUGAACAAGAGAAACAAAAUCAAAAUCAAACCAAUCAAGAAGGUACUCCUUCAAGUAGUGCAAACGUCGAGCAAGAAUCAACAUUACUCACUGAUCACGAUUUCGAUCGUAUCACUGAUGUUUUAGGCAGUCCCACUAUGAAUGCGAGACAAAAUCAAGUGGUGUCAAAUCCGGCUCAAGUCCAACAAUGGUCGCAAAAUCAAAAUCGCCCUAAACCAACUCCAACUCCGACUCCUCAACCCACCACCGAAAUUCGGGUUCAAACUUUCAAUGCUAACGUCGUACCACCUCCGCCAAUACCUCCAGAAAAUAUCGUUACGGAACAAGAUAAACAAAAGCAACUCGUAUACGAACAGUGGUUGAGUCAUCAAAGCAACACACUUAAUCAACAAUUGAAAUAUUACGAAACAGAAAUGAAUAAAUUGAGAAAGUUGAGAAAAUCAUUAAAUAGUAAACAGAGACAGUUGAGGAAAUCUGGAGGUCAGUUGGCUGAUGCCGACGCCAAUGAAUUGCAAAGAAUUGCAGCAGAACAGGCGAUUUUACAAAAACAUCUUGAUUCAAGUCGAAAACAGAGUCGUCAGCACGGACUGCUAUUACAGGAAUACCGGAACAAGCAACAAGCGAAACAGUCUGGUCCCGGCCAAUCGCCACUUUUAAUGCAACAAAAUCCAUCACCGUUGGGUCCGCCGUCAUCGUCACCGAUACACCAUUCGCAAUCGCCGAUGAUGUCGCCCUCGGCUUCGCCUCUCGCUCAACAUUCACCCUUACACAGCCCCAGUCCAAUGAUAUCCCACUCGCCAGGUCCCGGAUCUGUUACAAACAUUCUCCAGAGCCCCAGCGGAAUGUCUCCCAUGCAACCCUCGCCCCGAAUUGGGACUCCUCAUUCGCAAGGUGACAGUAGUCCGGGACCUGCACCGUCCCCAGGUCAAAUUUGUUUACCCCCACCGGCGCCCAGGAUGACUUCACCGCAACAUAAACGUGUUGUGACGAGUCCUGUGGGAUAUUCUGGUGAUUUGAGACCGGGAACGCCGCAAAUGCGAUUCGUGAGGACACCCAUGGACCAGAGAAGGUUACCAUCACCCAUGAUGUACCAACAAAAACCAGGGACGCCAUCACCAUUAAGUAGUCCACCGCCGCAACAAAUGACCAUGAACCAACAAUUGAUACAAAAAAUUGAGGGUCAAGAGGCGAAUAUUUUGACGUCAGGGAGGGCGGCUCAAUUGAUCCAGCAGAGAAAUUUUGUAAGACAACAGUUGCAACAACAACAACAGCAGCAGCAACAACAAGCUGUAGCUCAACCGCAACCUUUGACCCCACAACAACAUCAAAUGAUGGUUCAACAACAGCAACAAUUAGCUAAACAGCAACAACAACAAAUUGCUCAACUUCAGGCACAGUUGCAACAGAGAUUGAAUCAACAACAACAGCAGCAACAACAACAAAAUGCCGCUCCUGCGUCACCUAUGCCUCCUAAAAGUCCCAUGGUCAAUCAACAAAUCAUGUCGCCUCACUCAAUGCCACCUUCACCCAUGCCACCUAGAAGUCCUAUGAUGAAUUUCAACAACAACCCACAAACACCAAACUCACCAGUUACCAGAAAUAAUUAUCACAUGAACCAACCACCAAAUAGUCCCAUGAUGACUCACAACCAGUACCAACCACCUAGUUCACCCAUGCCUCGAAGUCCUAUGAUGGGUAUGAGACGUCCACCUAGUGCUAACAGUAGCCCAAUGCAAGAUCGGCCUAGAAGCGUUGAACGCACUUUUGCAAAUCAAGGCAGCUUAGAUAAUAUGCUGGAUCAAGGCGGUGGCGGUGGUAACCCAAACAAUAACCCAAUACCAGCACCGCCUGGUUUUGGCCGGUUCGGUUAUUUCAAGUUAGGUUUACGGGGUGGUUCCCCUAUGUGGACCUUUGGCAGAGGCGCUAAAAGGAUACCAACGCCACCUGGGACUAACAAAGACGAUAAAAGCAAUGUCGGGGAAAGUUCAUUGCCGGUUAAGCCUCGUAAAGAAUCACAUUUAAGUAAAGUUUCAAUUUUGAAACGCAAAUCGCCGGCUAAAACCAACUUACAAUCGCUAGCAGUCAGUAAAGUCGGCUCUUUGGUCAGUACAGAUUAUAACGAGUUUGAUGACAGUUCAUGUACACCACCAGUAACGCCCCCUCCGACCACAAGUCGAGUUAAAACUAUCGGUAAAAAGAUUUCCGAAGUGACCGACACUAAGGAUGUUAUGAUUGUGCACAGUCCGGAUGCGAAACAAAUGAACGAAAUCAUGGAUUACGACGAUGAUAACAAUACAGUGAUUUCGGGUGAGGUGUCGUUGAGUUCAGCAGCACAACAAAAUGAUGCUGAUGAUAUCGCAGUGAUUGAAACGUUUUCACAAAGCGAUUUGGGCGAGGCCAUGUCGAGUCCACUAGAAUCGGAUCAAAUCGGCGACGAGUAUCUUUUGUUUCCGGGGAAUAUGGUUGUGGACUUGUCGGGGGAUGGUGAAACACACUAUUCCGACAAAGAAGAAGUCGAGGAGGAAGACUACACUGGUGAAAAAAUGCACGUAGUGAUCCGAAGUCCGACAACGAGUGAUGACGAAUAUAUCAUGCAAAAUAAGGGAAAGAAGUAUAAUAUUCGAGGUAUAGAUACAGCUGAUUCACCCGAACAAGAGGAAAUGCAAACUGAUCCGUCACCCGAUGGUGAUGAAGAUGAAGAAUCAGAAAUUGUCAUAAUUGAUCCAUCGAUUAAAUCACCCGAUGAACAAAUUUCAACCAAAGAAGAUUUCGAAGAAUUGAUCGAUGAAGGGUCGCGGAAAGAGAAAAUCAUGAAACCGGAAAUGGUCACUGCAAAACACAUCAACGAGAUACAUAAAUACACGAAUGUUUAUAGUUUUCCGCCGAAAAGUGAGGCAGUUUCGGGGACAAGCACUUCACGCGUCGCUAGUUUGAUAACAUCAAAGUUGGGUCAGAAAUUUUCGCUGAUAACAACACCGGUUGUAACGGUAUCGAAAGUUGAUACUCAAAAUAAAACAGUUGGUACUACUGCCACUUCAAAAGUGACCAAUAUCAUUUUACAUAGCGCCGUGAGGAGUAAUGUUUUAAACGUACCAAAGUUAGUAACAAGUGGUUCAUCGGCUAUAACAAUAGUUAGUGCUAAUACAUCACCAAUAGCAUCGAUAUUACCGUCAGGGUUUACAGUUCCGGUUAUCAGUGCAAGUGCUGUACGACAAUUGCCAAACGUUAAAGUUAUCGAUAAGCCAUCAUCGUCGAUUUCGUUGACUACUCACGAUACAUGUUUGCCAAAAAAAAUCUUCGAGGAUGAUUCAGUCUCGCCCGACAGUUCAAAUUGCGAAGAUGACAAAUCGAAAGAUUCCUCUGAUGAAAAAUCAAAAAUCGAUUCGCCACCAAUUGAAGAAAAAACUAAAACAUCACUAGUGACUAAAGAAGAAUCACCGAAACCGACCAAUGAAAAUGAAGUUGAAAACGUUCACGUAACUAGUGUGAAAACACAAGAACAGAAAACAUCCAGUCCGGUUAUAGCAAAAACUUCGUCACCGGUUAUAAUUCAUAACACACCAGAAUUGAAAAUGACGGCUCAAGUCAUACAAGAGUCACAGUCAGGAAUACAGAUAACCGCAACUGAAACAGUUGAUGGUUUCGAAGGCGCGUCUGAUGAUACAAAAUCUGUAGUUAUAUCAAUACCAUCACCAACGCCAUCUCAGGAACAAAUGUUGGAUAAUAUAGCCUUACAAGCUUUGGAGAAUAGGAGAAGAGAUGGGAAUGGUAUGCCGGGAGAGUUUGAGUCACUUGAGGAUGUUUUAGACAUGAUUGAGAACAUUACAGGAGAACCACCAACCGUUCUCGAGGAUAACAUCAAAGAUAAACUUAUGAGUGGCGAUAGUAAAAAUGUGACAAUUGAACAAGAGCAAUUGAAAGAGACACCUCAAUCAACCCAAGUUGAAACUCCUCAAAUCACCAAACCGUCAGUUGUUCCUCAAUUGUCUCCCUUAUCACAACCUACCGACUUAACAACAAAUAUGGCGAACGCCUCUCAACAAUUACGCACCCUUUUAUCACUUCAUACAACUGCAGCGACAUCUUCAAAUAACGUCGAAACUGUAGUUAAAAGUGUAGUAAGUACGGGACCUGUUUUAACAACAAGUCCGGUCGUAACACCUCGAGUUAUUCAACAAGUGACCACGAGUACAGUUAUAGUACCAAAUAUGAAACCAAAACCGAUUGUCCAAUCACCAGUUCGGACGCAAACCACGACUGUAACAUCUACAACUAGUAUACAAAUAACAACGUCUGGUAUCACUUUUGUUCCACGUAGUUCCGGAAUUCAAUUAAUGCCCGACCAUCCGAAAUUACCUCGAGUCACACCAGUAGUGACACCGGUUACAACCGAAAGUGAGACUACGACUCGCAAAACGACUUGUUCGUUAACCGAAAUGUUACAGUCACAUCCGGCUGCUGUACCUACAACGAAAACAAGUGCCGACACAAUAACAGCUGCAAGUUUAUUGGGUACUUCGAUCGGUUUAUCACGUGUCAGUACAUCAUUAGUACAAGCACAACCAAUUGUUGUUUCACCGGCCACUUGUAAUAAUUUAAUGGUCACAACAACGUCGAGUUUUAAAGCGACUACGACAAAUACGAAUUUGUUACAUACGCAAUUAACUAAAGUGAUGCGUCAUAAAUCACUUGAUGAAUCAACUGAGGAGAGUAAAACCGAAACUGAACCAAACAUUGAUGAUAAAAACAAACAAGGUGACUAUAAACACUCUUGUUUACAAACAACAAUUGCGUCGACUACUAGAAGUGAGGAUUCAAAUGCGUUGUUGAAAAAAUUGUUACAAAACACGGCUUGUGCUAGUACUCAGACACCACCCCCGAGUUCGGCGGCGGCGGCGUCUAUCACCGUAGCUGCCCCAAUUCAAUUUACUUCGACUCUUGAGAGUCAAUUAAAAGCGUCGAUUUUACCACCAGUGGUUAAAGAAACACCAAAAAUGCCACAAAAAAUGCAAAUAAUGACCCGCGAGACAUCGUUUGUUUCGAGUCCGGUGGUUCCACAAACAUCAACAACACAACAAUUGCAUAUUGAUAUUAAAAAAUGUAUGCCACCGAGUCGGACCCCCAGUCGUGAUGAUUUAUUAUCACCUCCAACACCUCGAUCGUCCUGCAGCCAAGAUUCAAGUCUCCAAACACCACCAUUGAUUGUCAAAAAAGAAAUACCACAACAGAUUCAAAUGUCACAAGAAGUGAAAAAAGAAUACGUCGAUGAAACAUCGCAACAUUCCGAAGUUUCGGAUCAAAGUCGGUCGGAUGUUCCCAUGAAAGAAGAGAUCGAUUCGUUGGAUCCGAUGACUGAGAAAAUGUUGUCGGAGAAAGAAGAGUUAAAGAGACAGAAAAGAAGGAUGUAUCAACAGAAGAGACGCCAGAAUCAGAUUAUGAAUAAAGAAGCGAUCGGUCAGCCGAAAAAACGGCCACGAAAAAGCUCGAAAGUCGACGAGGAUUAUGAUACUUACAUUGACGGGGUAUUGGCCCAAUUGAGAACUUUGCCACCCAUGGUGGUCUCCGAACCAAUCCUCAACCGGAAUUUCAGUAUUUGUCCGGUUUUUGGCAGCGAUAUGGGUAAAUUAGCAGUGAAUGAUUAUGAUUCGAGGUUUGGAGAAUUGAAAGGCGAGUAUGGCAAAGGCUGCAUGCCUGGCUAUUCCGAUUUUUACACGACUCAACCCUAUGGUGAUAAAGAUCCAUUGCCUGAAAAACCUCCUGCUUCAACACAACGAGGCUUCUACGAUCAGGAGUUUCCGCUUAUUAAAUUCGAUGCCGAAGAAGAAAAAAGAUUCGAUAUGUUCAGUAGGGACGACACACCGGAUUCGAUCAUAAGUAGCUCCUCACCGGAGUGUCCGUUUACGGAACCGCCCCAUAAAUUCCUUGGUUUGAAACUGAUAAAUGAAGAUGAGGAUGAAGAAGAGGAAGAUAUGUCCAAGAUGAGAUUAUCACCAGUGGUGCCGAUUAUAGCACCGAUUCCGAUUAGAUUGAAACCGACAGGGCCGUAUUUGAAGGAUUAUACAGAGGAUAAGGAGAAUGUCGGUAGAGAUGUGUGUUUAAAAUCCAAGUUUGGGUCUGGUUCAGCAACACCUUUGAAAGAUUCAGGCAAUGUAACAGUGACGUUGACAUUGACUUCGUCUGCUGCUGAAGACAUUAUGGGAGUUUUACGCGAUUUAGCCAAUAUUUUGCACAUUCCGGCGCCGACGAGUUACCAGAUUGUCGAAAGGACGAGUACUCCACCGAGCCAGAAAUUGGGGUUGUAUAGGACGAAAGGGAAGGAUGGAAAAGAGGGAGCCCCUAUUGAUAUUCAGAGUAUUCUCAACGGUGCCGCGAAAUUCUGCAAGCAUUGCGAUGUGGUCAUCCUCAACAACAUGAUCCGAAAGAAGGUCUCCGAACUACCUUUCCUAUCCAAAGACUCGGAAUUACUAAGCGACGGCGACGAGUUAUUCUUCUGUAGUACCACCUGUUACAUGCAAUUUGCUCUAAUGCACCGUUCACCAUCUAUCCCCGAAGAUAAAGCGGCCGCAAUCAUUGAUCACUUAUGCCAAAAAGACAAAACCGAAGCGAACAAACGAUCAUUUUCUGAACAUCGUAAAAAUUUCAUGGACAAUGUCGAAAUGGAACUACAAUACGUGAAACGUGAAGUUGAUUCAAUGGAUGUUGACUUGAAGUCGCAUUCGUUGUUCAAUAAACCGACAGAUAUUAUUAGUUUGAGACGAUAUGACCAAAACACACCCAAAGUCUGGAAAGGUGUGAGGUACAAAAGUUGGACUCCUGGGUGUCUCCAACCACCGAUGAAAUACAAAAAACCCACUGAUAAAGAAACGAUGGAAUUGUUGUAUCGGAUGGGGAUUACAGUGACACCGCCGAAGUUACCCGAAGACUUUCGGAAGUGUAUGUUUUGUCAAAGUAUCGGAGAUGGCGUUGCUGAUGGUCCUGGUCGGCUACUUAAUUUUGAUGUGGAUAAAUGGGUUCAUUUAAAUUGUGGUUUAUGGUCAGAUGGGGUUUACGAGACCGUAAAUGGAGCCUUGAUGAAUCUGGAAAAUGCGUUACAACAAAGUUUGACACAAAUUUGUGUCCAUUGUAAUAAAUUAGGAGCUACGAUUCGUUGUUUCAAAACCCGAUGCUCCAAUGUCUACCACUUAGCAUGUGCUGUUAAAGAUUGCUGUGUCUUUUAUAAAAAUAAAACGACCUAUUGUACUGUUCAUAUUCCGAAAAAUGAGAAAGAUAACGAAUUGACGACUUUAUCAGUAUCGAGGAGGGUUUACGUCAACAGGGAUGAAAACCGACAAGUGGCAACUGUGAUGCAUCACAGCGAUACGAGUAAUUUACUACGAGUUGGCAGUUUGAUUUUUUUAAAUGUUGGACAAUUGUUACCUCACCAAUUACAAAAUUUUCACAACCAGAAUUAUAUUUAUCCGAUCGGUUACAAAAUUAUUAGAUUUUAUUGGAGUAUGCGUCACUUAAACAAACGCUGCAAGUACAUUUGUUCUAUUCAUGAGGCUUGUGGUAGACCCGAAUUUAAAGUGAUCGUUCAAGAAACACUCGAAAACGACGUUGAGUUCAAAGACUCUACUCCUAAAGCCGUCUGGCAACGAAUCCUCGAACAAAUCGCAGUGAUGCGUCGCGAAAAUCAGUGCGUUCAAUUAUUUCCGCAAUUCGUGAGUGGCGAAGACUUGUUCGGUUUAACUGAACCGGCCGUCGUGCGAGUUUUAGAGAGUCUUCCAGGGAUUGAAACUUUGACGGAUUAUAAAUUCAAAUAUGGGAGAAAUCCGUUGUUGGAAUUACCGUUGGCUAUAAAUCCAUCGGGGGCGGCGCGGACUGAGCCCAGAUCGAGGAGUCAACUGCAUUGGAAGAGGCCGCAUACGCAGAGGACGGGAGGGUCGUCGGUGAGACCUCUGUUCGGGCCUACGCCGGCCCUCACUAACAAUAAUACGCUAGGGGAUGGGGCCUGUCCCUAUACGAAACAGUUCGUGCAUUCGAAAAGCUCGCAGUAUAAGAAAAUGAAGCAGGAAUGGAGGAAUAACGUGUACUUGGCGAGGUCAAAAAUUCAGGGUUUGGGUUUGUAUGCGGCCCGCGAUUUGGAGAAGCACACCAUGGUUAUCGAAUAUAUCGGUGAAAUAAUUCGAACGGAGCUUGCCGAAACCCGAGAGAAGAAAUACGAGGCUAAAAAUCGUGGAAUUUACAUGUUUAGAUUGGACGAGGAAAGGGUGGUUGAUGCUACACUUAGCGGAGGUUUGGCUCGUUACAUCAACCACUCUUGUAACCCGAAUUGUGUCGCUGAAACUGUUGAGGUUGAUAGGGAUUACCGGAUUAUCAUAUUUGCGAAAAGGAGAAUACAACGAGGGGAGGAGCUGGCGUAUGACUACAAGUUUGAUAUUGAAGACGACCAACACAAAAUCUCUUGUAUGUGUGGAGCCCCGAAUUGUCGCAAGUGGAUGAAUUAAUUUUAUAUUGAAUUAUGUAAAUACCGUUGACAGAAAACAAGUUUAAAGCAGACUGUUUGCAGUGCCAUUCACAUUUUAUAAAAGCAUUCCAUAGUUAUGUUUGAUAAACUGUAAUCUUUGAGUAACGUAGGAUAAAUGUGCAUUUAUAUAUUUUGUUACAUAGUGUCGUAAGGACAGUGGCUUAGGGUUAGGGACCAAAUCGAUACCGUUGUUUCCCCGACCUUAUAGAGAAUUUUUUGUAUAUAGUUAAUUUUGAAAUAAUUUAUUUCAGACAAUUGGGUUUUUUUCAUUGUGGGCAGAAAUUUAUUUAUUGUAUAAUAUUGUUGUUUUAAGUCGUUAGAUUAAUUUAUUUUUAAGUAGUAACUAAGUCGGAGUGAUCAAUUUCAUGUAUUUAUAAUUGUUUUUUGAUUGCCGUGCAAUAUGUAUGAAUUUAGCAUCUUGUGUGCGCUUUAUAAGUUUUUUUAUUUGUACGCAUUGUAAAUUUUCAAAUUGUAGUUUUAUCACGACUUUAAGUCUAUUGUUGUUAAUUUACUUUUUAAUGUUUUUUGUAUAUAUUUUUUAAUUUGCAAAAAUGUGAAUAAUUCAUUUUUUGUAAUUAAACAAAAGAAUCUAGGACAAUAAAAGUUUGAUGUUGGAUUUAUUUGGUUCUGCACUACCACUAAGUAAAUGCAAUAUUGAUUUUGUUGCAAUUUAAAACAAAAGGAAAUCUAGGGAAGUGACAAUCACUGUAGGAUAAUUUGUAUCAAAAAAGCACUACCUGAUUAAUGUAAUCUUUAUUUAUGUACAAACGUUGUAUAAUGCAAUAUGUAUAUACUAGAACUUCAUUAGAAAAUUUACACAUGUCUAAAUAAAGAAGAAUACCGAA
This is a messenger RNA of Tribolium madens (black flour beetle), 16132 nucleotides long. RefSeq names its product histone-lysine N-methyltransferase 2C-like. Gene Ontology annotation, cellular component: MLL3/4 complex; nucleus. Lineage: Eukaryota; Metazoa; Arthropoda; Insecta; Coleoptera; Tenebrionidae. Gene Ontology annotation, biological process: positive regulation of transcription by RNA polymerase II. The record is from RefSeq and is a predicted model, not a curated record. Gene Ontology annotation, molecular function: transcription coactivator activity; histone H3K4 methyltransferase activity; histone binding. Bases 277 to 15267 code for a protein of 4996 amino acids. The transcript has 24 exons.